AUGGCGGCCGCCAGUCUCAAUGUGGAAAAUGUAACAGGACUGUUACAGGACUGUUUAUCAAAACUGGGAUUUGAAGUUUACCCUCUGAAGGUUGGUUGGUAUAACUCGGUGCUGUCUCCUUCACUGCGCCUGCCUUUCCCAGAUGACAGCCUGGCUGUGGUGGUGCUCAGCACCCCUGCCAUGUUUGAACAAGCCUUCCUGCCCUUCAUGGAGCAAAGAGGCUGCCAGGGACUGUCAGACCCCAUAGACCAGUGUGUCAAGCACUGUGCCACCUCUGCUGUCUCACAGUGUUUUCCAGGACAGAAUGUGGAUGUGAGGUAUGACUACGAGCUGCUUCCCAGCAGGAAGCCGAAGUUCUUGGCACAGACUGCUGCUCACGUGUCCGGAGCAGCUUUCUACUACCAACAGUCUGAUGUCACAGACCAACCCUGGGCUGAAAAGAAAAUGUUUGGAGUGUGUGUGCAUCCCAGGUUCGGGGGCUGGUUUGCCAUCAGAGCUCUGUUAGUGUUUGAAGAUGUGGUGGUGGGCUCUGAGGUGGUGCAGCCUGUUCCUCCUGACUGUGUGCCCACCAGAGAGGGCAGGAUACAGCUGCUGGAGUCUUUCAACUUUCAUUGGCAGGAUUGGAGCUACAGAAACAUAAUCUGUCCAGUCCAGACUUACUCUCAGAAACAGAGGGACUACUUUUCCGCUCGUCCAGCUGAGCGGUUUGCUCUACUCAGGACUUGGGGCUUCCUGCCUAAGGAAGACCAUCAACCCGACAUCAGCUCAGACGCACAGAGCGAAAUGAUCACACAUGGCUGAAAGGGAAGAACAGCAGCAGUAUGGAUGUAUCCACUCUGACCACAAACCUCCAUUGCUUGUCAAGACUUUUAAUUAAGUUGAACGCUCAUCAACCAGCUGCAUAUUUACACCUAAGCUAAGAUGCAGAUAUAAACUUGAAGCACUUUGUUGAAAGCUAUUUCAUGGUAUGUGGGAUUUUCCAGGACUUGCACAUGAAUGUUCACUGCUGUGUGGCUGCUAUAUGUGUUUCAUCACAUAUUCACACUACGUUACUGUGAGUUACGUUUCGCAGCUCCUUUUAUUGUGUCAUUUUAUGAAAUACUGACAAUAUUCAUUCAUACAUACUGAAUGAAAUCAAAGGUAAGGACUGUUACAGUCCUUGUAGCUGUCCUCUGUAAAAACAGCUACAGCUGAAUACAAUUUCUGUUUAACUAAAAUGUUUUUUUUUUUUUUAAAUAGUGUCUUUUGAAGUUUAUUUUUCCAUACCUUAAAAACCAAAUAAGAUGUAAUUAAGCUUUAUGGAAGUUUUGAUAUGAUUGGUCUAAUCAUGAAGGCGGAGUUCAAAAAUGGGUUGUGUUCCGACCAUGAGUACUGAGUACUCGUGGUUUGGAUUGUCAACAUGUUGACAGGUGUCACAGCUGAUGUGACCCCAUCACAAGAUGGUCUCUAGUCCCUUUUAUUUCUAGGUAACUUUUUUUUUUUUAAUUCAAGUGUAAUUUUAGGGAACAUUUUUUCUCCAAGUGAAAUAAAUGAUCAAAGGCUUA
This is a messenger RNA of Toxotes jaculatrix (banded archerfish), 1544 nucleotides long. It is a transcript of the gene mmachc, whose product is annotated as metabolism of cobalamin associated C. NCBI's taxonomy places the organism in Eukaryota, Metazoa, Chordata, Actinopteri, Toxotidae. The record is from RefSeq and is a predicted model, not a curated record. Gene Ontology annotation, molecular function: FAD binding; demethylase activity; cyanocobalamin reductase (cyanide-eliminating) (NADP+) activity. The coding region runs from base 1 to 801 and encodes 266 amino acids. Gene Ontology annotation, cellular component: cytoplasm. Gene Ontology annotation, biological process: cobalamin metabolic process. The transcript has 5 exons.